Molecule: messenger RNA, 783 nt
Organism: Ectocarpus sp. CCAP 1310/34
Lineage: Eukaryota; Phaeophyceae; Ectocarpales; Ectocarpaceae
Source: the annotation of a GenBank genome assembly
AUGGCGAGGCUGGCUUUCGCGGUGACACUGUGGAGGCUGGCGGUACCGACGACUUUGAUUCGCGACAGGAUAUUUUGCGGGAUGUCGGAGUCGCUCAUAUGCGAGAUCUUCAAUCUAACAAUCAAUCUAGGCAAUCUUCGAACGCCGGGGUCAUCUUGCGGUAGAUUCCCCGGAUGGCAUCAUCCGUCAACUUUGGAUCCUAUGCUCGGUAGGCGCCAUAAUGUGACGUUGCGGGGGGUAAGUGGGCUGUUGGAGGCGUUGAUGCAGUCAUUCAACGAUGCGGCGGGUGUACCGUACUACAUUUACGGAGACCCAGCAUACCAGGUAUCCCCAUGGCUGAUGGCACCAUACAAAGGCUUGUUAUCUGUUGCGGAGGUGGCAUUCAACAGGGCGAUGAGUAGAGUCAGGGCGACUGUCGAAUGGGGCUUCGGCCGGGUCGUGGCGAUGUGGCCUUUCGUAGACUACGUGAAGAAGCAGCAGGUGACCCUCAGCGCAUGCGGUCUUGGAAAGCAGUACGCGGUGGCUGGCUUGUUAUCUGUUGCGGAGGUGGCAUUCAACAGGGCGAUGAGUAGAGUCAGGGCGACUGUCGAAUGGGGCUUCGGCCGGGUCGUGGCGAUGUGGCCUUUCGUAGACUACGUGAAGAAGCAGCAGGUGACCCUCAGCGCAUGCGGUCUUGGAAAGCAGUACGCGGUGGCUGGUAUUCUUUUUUGUUUGGGCAGAAAACGAAUCGUGCCUUGGAGGAAUUUUCUUGUGUCCAUUGUUACGUCUUUAUUUCUUAAAUAA